This is a messenger RNA of Apis laboriosa (Himalayan honeybee), 2582 nucleotides long. Its product is annotated as glycerol kinase-like. The record is from RefSeq and is a predicted model, not a curated record. Gene Ontology annotation, molecular function: glycerol kinase activity. The transcript has 12 exons. The coding region runs from base 282 to 2147 and encodes 621 amino acids. Gene Ontology annotation, biological process: glycerol metabolic process; glycerol-3-phosphate biosynthetic process; triglyceride metabolic process. Gene Ontology annotation, cellular component: mitochondrion. NCBI's taxonomy places the organism in Eukaryota, Metazoa, Arthropoda, Insecta, Hymenoptera, Apidae.
CUAUAUCAGUGAUAACUGAAGAUCCACGUAAAUGCGAGUAAGGACGGAUAAUUUGGAAUAGUAGCGUGAAAUUGCAAUCGAAUGAUAGACGGUUAAUUUUAGAAUCGCUGUUGGCUAUGAUUACAACGCGUGGACGACACACGAUUCUUAAGAGACGAACAGAAACGAAACGUCGAAUGAUACGUAAUCGGUUUGAAGUGAGACGAAGCGGGAGUAAGUUACGGUGUGUUCCUGUUUCGUGGGAAUUAGCGCGUGUGUCGCUGUUAUUGGAUUAUUAAUCGAUGAUGAUGGAAGAAGAGAAGGCGGAAGCAGUUGCAAAGAAUGGGGAUCCAGAGGUGAAGGAAGAAACUGAGAAAGACGAAGAUGGAAUGUUUGAUGAAUCCAGUUUUCCGGAGCUGGAGCGCACUCAAACCGGUCGCAAAACAAGUAUCUUCAAGUACUAUUCAUUUAAAGAGAAAGAUACAAUGCCAAGUUCAGUAAAAAAACCAGGUCCUCUUAUUGGAGUAAUUGAUGUUGGCACGCGAACUGUUCGUUUUGUGGUAUUCAAUGCGAAGCAUGUAGCUGAAGUGGCAUCUCAUCAAAUCGACAUAGAACAAAUAAGUCCGCAAGAAGGAUGGAUGGAACAAGAUCCCAAAGAAAUUCUUUUUGCGGUAAAGGCUUGCAUCAAAGAUGUUAUACGGAAAUUAGAUGUGUUAGGUUUAAAAAUGGACGAAAUAGUAACAAUUGGUAUUACGAAUCAAAGAGAAACUACUGUAGCAUGGGAUGCAAUGACUGGUGAACCAUUAUACAAUGCAAUAGUAUGGUCCGAUAUUAGAACGAAUUCGAUUGUUGAUCAAAUAAUAGCUAAAUUUCCGGAUCAAAGUAAGAAUCAUAUCAAACCUUUAUGCGGUUUGCCAGUGAGUCCAUAUUUUUCAGCAUUAAAAAUACGUUGGAUGAAAGAUAAUGUGCCCACUGUUAGAAAAGCAAUGCGAGACAGGCGAUGUAAAGUGGGUACGAUGGACACUUGGAUCGUUUGGAAUUUAACGGGUGGCAAAGACGGUGGAUUGUAUAUUACUGACGUAACAAACGCGUCAAGGACCAUGUUAAUGAACAUAGAAACUCUUUCAUGGGAUCCCACGUUGUGCAGAUAUUUUGAUAUUCCUAUGCAAAUGUUGCCAGAAAUUAGAAGCAGUGCUGAAAUUUAUGGAAAAAUUGCAAUCGGUCCAUUAAAGGGUAUCACUAUAUCUGGUAUUUUAGGGAAUCAGCAAUCAGCUUUAGUUGGACAAAAUUGUUUAAAGAAAGGACAAGCAAAAAACACAUAUAGAAGUGGAUGUUUUUUACUCUGUAAUACGGGAACAACACGAGUAUAUUCUUCUCAUGGAUUAGUUACAACGGUAGCUUAUCAAUUAGGCCCAAAAAGUUCAGCUGUUUAUGCAUUAGAAGGUUCAAUUGCAGUAGCAGGUGCAGCUAUUAAAUGGUUACGAGAUAAUAUGAAACUCAUAAAGGAUGUACAUGAAAGUGAACAUUUGGCACAAAGUGUUUUUAGUACUGGCGACGUAUAUUUUGUGCCAGCUUUUACAGGAUUAUAUGCUCCAUAUUGGAGAAAAGAUGCAAGAGGAAUUAUUUGUGGACUUACUGCAUUUACAACAAAACAGCAUAUAAUAAGAGCAUCAUUAGAAGCUGUCUGUUUCCAAACUAGAGAUAUUUUAGAAGCUAUGUAUAAAGAUUGUGGUUUUCCAUUGACCAAGUUAAAUACAGAUGGAAAAAUGUCAACAAAUAAUCUUCUUAUGCAGUUGCAAGCAGAUCUUUGUGGUACACCAGUAUUUAGGUCCACAAUGCCAGAUAUUACAGCUUUAGGCGCGGCAAUGGCAGCAGGUCAUGCAGAAGGUGUAGAUAUUUGGGAAUUAGAAGGUGAAGAAAUAGAAACAGUAUCGACUGAUACAUUUUUGCCAACAACAACACCAGAAGAUAUUAUUGUUGUAGAAAGAGAUGCCAGAUAUAAAAAGUGGAAAAUGGCAGUUGAAAGAAGUUUAGGUUGGGCAGCAGUAAAGAAAUCUGAUCAAAUGACAGAUGAAAGAUAUUAUGUAUUGGCGUCGAUUCCUGCAAGUUGGUUCUUAAUGACAAGUUUUAUUUUAUUACGAUUAAGUUAUUAUUUGAAAAAUCGGUGACAACAUUUGUAUUCUUACAAUGGAGGAUCACUUAGAUAGCAAAUAGCCCAUAUUGUAUUAAAAAUACAAAUAGUAUGGCUGUCAAACAUUGAUAGUAGAUGACAUAUGGCCAUUAUUAAUUAAAAAAAAAAAAACAAAAAAUAGUACAAGAUGCUACUUUGAUUUAAUUACUUAUGCUCAUAAUCUUAUUAAAAAAGAUUAAUAUAAUUACUUAAACGAAACGCGACAAAACAAAAAGCAUGGAGCUUUUUUAAAAAUAUAUUUUAAAAAAAGAAUUUUUUUUUUUCUAUCUUUUUUUUAGAUACAAUAUAUGCGUGUAAUUUGGAAAAUUCAUUUAUUCGUUAUUUUUUAUUGAUUGUUAAUAGAAAAUAAUGAAAUAUUUCAUGAAAUAUUACUGCCAUAUUUAUAGAGCCAGGAUUAUAAUUUUGUAUAAUU